AUGACGGAGAUACGUUAUCGAGGUGCCGCGGCCGGGGGGCGGGGGGGGGGGGGCAGGCUGACCCACAUCCCGGGGCUCGCUGUCCCGCCGGGCCCGCGGGACCUGCCGGUGACACGAUCUGAUAAGCGAGCGUUCCUCUAUCAGUGUGUUUGUGCUACAUUAUCCCCCUGCCCCCCCUCCUCCCUCCCCCUCCCGCCGGUCGUCCGUCAGUCCGUAAUCCUCGCGGGUGUCUCCCCGGCCGCAGGUCGUCUUCCUCGUUGCCUCGUGUCGUGUCCGUGUGUGUGUGUAUGUGUCAUGUGGUGGUCGCUCGUGGUGUGGUGGGUGGUGUCCGCGGCGGCCGAGCCGGCGCCCGUCACCGUCCUGCAGAUGCGGUUGACGUACAACGAGGUGCACGUGCUGCAGGUGAACGACACCGUAGAAUACAUCCUGGAGUUGACGCAGCCGGAGGGCGAGGUCCCCAGCACGGUGUGGCUGCAGGUGGACGGCGGGGACUCCUCGCACCCCGUGCUGGUCACCGCCAGGCAACGAACAGGCGAGUGA
Molecule: messenger RNA, 540 nt
Organism: Danaus chrysippus (African queen)
Lineage: Eukaryota; Metazoa; Arthropoda; Insecta; Lepidoptera; Nymphalidae
Source: the annotation of a GenBank genome assembly